Molecule: messenger RNA, 870 nt
Organism: Cydia amplana
Lineage: Eukaryota; Metazoa; Arthropoda; Insecta; Lepidoptera; Tortricidae
Exons: 1
Coding region: 1-870 (289 amino acids)
Source: RefSeq, a predicted model, not a curated record
AUGUCGGAUGACGAGACGCAGCCCCGUUCAACGCCUGCCGCGACGGAUGACGAGGCGAAAUCGGUGUUCCGACUCGGUGCGAAGAUACCCCCAUUUUGGCCGGAAGAUGCUGCUUUAUGGUUUGCUCAAAUUGAAGGUCAGUUCUAUAAUGCUAGUAUUACUGCCGAUGCUACCAAAUUCCAUCAUGUAGUUUCACGCUUGGACUACAAUAUAGCAUCCGAAGUGAAGGAUAUUAUUGUGUCACCGCCAGCUACCAAUAAAUACGAAAAGCUUAAAACUACGCUUAUUAAUCGUUUGUCACAGUCACGUGACCAGAGGCUUAAGCAAUUAUUGAUGCACGAAGAGCUUGGCGAUAGGAAACCCUCGCAAUUAUUGCGUCAUAUGCAAUCGCUAGCAGGAACCACAAGCGAUCCUAACGAUUUUGUGCGCACAAUGUGGGUUAGCAGACUACCUACUAAUAUUCAAACCGUACUUGCUUGUCAGGAGGACAUUCCGUUGGACGUGCUAGCAACGAUAGCAGACAGGGUGCACGAGGUCGUCGUUCCAGCAGUGCCAGCACCGCACGUCGCGGCUACCAGCAGCCGGACGACGUCACACACAACUAUGACGCAAGGUAGCAGUGAACUGGAAAGGCAAGUAGCAGCACUGACCCAGCAGGUAGCAACAUUGAUGGCAGAACGGCACACCGGUCGCCGCAGCCGUUCUCGCAGCACCCAGAACUGGAGGUAUCGCAACCGUUCUCGCUCUCGCUCGCGCUCAGGCAAGCAGAAUCCUGACCAUUGUUGGUACCAUAACUGCUUCGGAAACAACGCGAAGAAAUGCGAAGAUCCUUGUACUUACACCAAGGGAAACUCCAACGGCAGUCGCUAA